UCCCCGGGCGCCCCGUCCUGCCCCAGCCACCGGCCCCGCGCCGCGUCCCGCCCGCCGGAGGAGGAGCCGCCCCGCGGAAGGGCGGAUUUGCUGCCUUCCGUCGCUCCCCCUUCGCCGCCACCGCACGCGUGACGCCUUUGUGAGGCUCCGGGCCCUCGGCUGGGCCCGCUCCGCCGCCCGGGGCCAUGGCCGAGCAGACGGGCCUGGCGCUGCCGCAGACCAUGGACAGGAGCUGCUGGGUUUGUUUUGCUACCGACGAGGACGAUCGGACAGCGGAGUGGGUGAGACCCUGCAGGUGCAGGGGCUCCACGAAAUGGGUUCACCAGACGUGUCUGCAGCGCUGGGUGGAUGAGAAGCAAAGAGGAAACAGUACUGCUAGAGUUGCUUGUCCUCAGUGCAAUGCAGAAUAUUUAAUAGUAUUUCCAAAGCUAGGUCCAGUUGUUUACGUUUUGGAUCUUGCAGAUCGACUGAUCUCAAAGGCAUGUCCCUUUGCUGCAGCUGGAAUAAUGGUGGGCUCUAUAUACUGGACAGCUGUUACGUACGGAGCUGUGACGGUGAUGCAGGUUGUGGGUCACAAAGAAGGUCUUGAUGUGAUGGAGAGAGCUGAUCCUUUAUUUCUUCUGAUUGGCCUUCCCACCAUCCCAGUCAUGCUGAUAUUGGGCAAGAUGAUCCGCUGGGAGGACUAUGUGCUCAGACUGUGGCGCAAAUACUCUAAUAAGCUACAAAUUUUGAACAGCAUAUUUCCAGGCAUUGGAUGUCCUGUUCCUCGAAUUCCAGCAGAGGCGAACCCUUUGGCAGACCAUGUCUCUGCUACACGUAUUCUCUGUGGAGCUCUAGUUUUCCCUACUAUUGCCACGAUAGUUGGCAAGCUGAUGUUCAGCAGUGUUAACUCAAAUUUACAAAGGACAAUCUUGGGUGGAAUUGCUUUUGUUGCUAUAAAAGGAGCUUUUAAGGUUUACUUCAAGCAGCAGCAAUAUUUGCGCCAAGCUCACCGCAAAAUUUUAAAUUAUCCUGAGCAAGAAGGAGCGUAAGGCUGUGACCUCCAGAUGUCAUACAGUCUCACCUAACAGGUUUCCAUGUUGUAUUGGUUCCUUUGUUAUUGCACAGUAGUGGAAAAUUGUGAUAAAUUGCUGCUCCUCUUUUUUUUUUUUUCUUUAAAUACAAUAAAGCACUGUCUUGUGGCAGGGUAAAUCCUUUCAGCAACCACUGAACCUAAGAAUGUGACUUGGCUUUCAUUAUUUUGGAGUAUUUCUGUAGGGCAACAGGCUUCUAAAUUAUUUUCUUUGAGCCAAUAUACUGAAUGGAAAAAAAAAAAAGCAUUAACUACAGAACAUUUUAAAUGUUGUUAAUGUAGGCUAUAUCCAAAUGCCUUUUCCAUAGGUGUUGUCAUACCCACGCUGUCAUCCAGUUCAGCAUUUCACACAAUGAAGGGAAAUUGUUUUAGAAAGGAAGUGUGAGUCAUUGCCAAGGAGAAAUAAUUGUAGGACAUCAGUCAGUAAAGAUUUCCUUGGGUUUUGCUGGUAUCAAACCGGGAGUGUGAAAUACUCAAAUGACAGAGAAAGCAGAAGAUAGAUCUCCCUCUACAGGACUUGUAUGUCAGCUUGAACCACCUAAGUACUAGGUGUUAAAAUUAGCAUGCCUUUCAGGUGACUGUUUUAUUACUGAUAAUUUUCAGUGUCCUGUUGUAUCUUCUGCAGUGCCUGGUGUCAUUUUCUCAUGGCUUUACUGGUUUGUAACUGGUGCUGGAUAGCAUUUUUUUCCUCCACAGUAAAAUAAUAAUAAUGGGGGAAGUAAACUGCAGUUGCUUAGUUUGUAGUUAAAUUAGAACACUUGUUUAGUUUCCAUGUCCUUUUGAUUGUGUAAAUAUCCAUACAAGUACCAAGAGCAGUAGAAAUGUGAGGAAAAAACAUUGAACACUAAAGCUACAUUUUAACUGACAGAGCAGAGCAUCCUUCUAAAUUUCCAGACCUGAGUGUGUGACUCAGCUCUGUUCAGGACUGGGCUCUCCUGCCCUAGAGGAAGGGCUGGCUGGAAGGGUGUGACACUACACGUAGAGUACCUGAUCUGAGCAUCAUGCUGGCAGGGUAGAUGCUCUUAAGGUAACUUGGCUCCAUUUUGUAAAGGACUAAAGGAUAAAUCUUAAAUGUGUAAUGAAGUUUAUUUAUACAGUAAGCUUUACUGUUCCAAUAUGUCUAAGGUAGUCAGCUGAGAGAGACAUUAGCACUUCAGUUAUUUGAUGUGUUUAUAAACUCAAUUUCAACAGAAAUUGUUUUGUGAAGUUAAAUUUUGACAAACAUAAUACAGCCAUUUAAUAUUCAUACCAGACCUAAUCUAAAUUUAGUACUUCAUGUUCUUUCCUAACAACAGUUUGUUUGUUUUUCUCCCAGUUUUUCUUUUCCUUGUUCAUAUUAGUAUGUCAAAUGCAUGGAGAAGGGUUUAAAAAAAUCUUCUAGUGAAUUUAUUCAUAAAUAAAUAUUUCUUUUCACCAGAAAUGGAGUAAAUGCAGAAUUGACUUCAUAUUUGACUGCAAUAAUGUAUGUUAAGAGAAAUUCAAAAUAAGGUACCUUUUCUAUAGUAUGUUUAUCUUAAUUACCAAGAUGUAAUAUUUUAGAAUUGUACAAAAGUGUAUAUAAAGGCCAAUUAGUAUUCAAAAACUAUACAGGUAUUGAGAAUUAUACAUUCAAUCAAUAUCAAAUACAGUUGAGUUUCUUGCAGUAAUGGAAGAAUUACUAUAAUCUUGUAAGUCUGCUGAUUAUAUUUGUCUUAGUGGGCUCACUUUUAUAUAAAACUCUAAAUUGAGUAGCGGCCUCUGAAAGUUGCUGCUUUCUGUAAGAUAGUCUUGAAACAAUAUUAUAUGUAUUUCUUACAGAAUUCCUUGUUUCAAGAAAACAGCUUUUCAGUGGUCUUCACUGUAUAUAUUUCCAAACAAUUUAUUACUGUUUUUUAAAAGUUUGAAGAAUUGAAUGAUGCAAAUUAGCGGGUUUGAAACUUGUUCCAUGGGAAAGCUCAUUGUCUCUGGAAGUUAAAGCUAUUGUAAAAAUACAAUUAUAAAAAUACUGUAUGGACUGUAAGAUGAUUUCACAUGAGCGGUAGAAGGUCAUUACUCUGUAAAUCUUGUUUUUAAGUAUUGAAAAUUAUAGUUAUGUUGAAUUAGGUUGAAUAAAUAUUUUUUACACUC
Molecule: messenger RNA, 3178 nt
Organism: Pipra filicauda (Wire-tailed manakin)
Lineage: Eukaryota; Metazoa; Chordata; Aves; Passeriformes; Pipridae
Gene: MARCHF5
Product: membrane associated ring-CH-type finger 5
Exons: 6
Coding region: 186-1031 (281 amino acids)
Molecular function (GO): zinc ion binding
Source: RefSeq, a predicted model, not a curated record